Aspergillus chevalieri is the source of this 243-nucleotide messenger RNA. It is a transcript of the gene LSM6, whose product is annotated as U4/U6-U5 snRNP complex subunit LSM6. Gene Ontology annotation, molecular function: RNA binding. The transcript has 3 exons. Gene Ontology annotation, cellular component: P-body; U6 snRNP; nucleolus. The record is from RefSeq and is a predicted model, not a curated record. Lineage: Eukaryota; Fungi; Ascomycota; Eurotiomycetes; Eurotiales; Aspergillaceae. Gene Ontology annotation, biological process: maturation of SSU-rRNA; mRNA splicing, via spliceosome. Bases 1 to 243 code for a protein of 80 amino acids.
AUGGAGAACGGUGCGCCAUCGGAUGGCAAGGACCCAUCAGCAUUCCUUAGUGAAAUCAUUGGAGCACCAGUAACUGUGAAACUGAAUUCUGGGGUUGUCUACAAAGGCGAACUCCAAUCAGUGGAUGGUUACAUGAACAUUGCUUUAGAAAAAACCGAGGAAUAUGUGAACGGGGCUUUGAGAAAAAGUUUUGGUGAUGCUUUUGUCCGCGGAAACAAUGUUCUUUACAUUUCCGCGCAAUGA